GCGUUCUCUGCAUGCACAGUAGAGCCCAGAGCAAGCUCGCCUUGCCCCGUCAGCAUCGAGACGCUCGUGUUAUGUGACUCAACCUACCGCAGCACUAGCGCCGCAAGCGCGGCGUCCCCCCGCAUAAAUGGCAAGCCCCUCGAACCAUCGCUCGACACCUACCGCUUUCUUCCUAGCACCCACCUGAAGCAGUCUGCUUCUUUCACCACUACUACUUCUUUGUGAUCCUCACCAAUCCAAAUCUUAUCGACGAUGAGCCAACAACCCAGCGGUUCUACCAGAGGAGGUCGAGGUCGGGGCCGAGCCUGGCAAGGGCAAGCUCCUGGAAGGGGCGUCCGCGGCUCCACGCCGUCGACGCGGGGCAGUCCCGCCCCUUCUGGCGGCGGAACGGACUCCGGGAGAUUCAGCGGCACGACUGGCGGCGGACGUCCUCCUAGCGGAGGCGGGUCCGUCCCCAGCCACGGAGGCCAGUCUGGCACAAGCGGCGGAGGCAGUAGCAGAGGAAGAGGAGGCUUCCGUGGCGGCUCCCCCGCAGGGGGCCCUGCGGCAGUCUUCGCGGAGGGCAGACCCCUCACUCAGGAUCCGCGUCUCGCAGAUUCGGAGCUCAACGGGCUCGUGCAGUCGUUCAAGAGCGUUAAGCUCCAGCCGGACAUGCCCCUCCGCCCCGGCUGGGGCACGCUCGGUGAGCCUGGCGUCGUGCGCACGAACUUCUUCGCUGUGAGGUUGAAGAAGGACGCGGUGUACUACGAGUACGAGAUCGCCAUCUCCCCGAAGGCGCAGGCGAAGGGCAACAUGAGGUUCCGCAUAAUGCAGCUUGUCGAGCAGGCAGAUGCGUUCCGGCCUUAUAUCGCCCAUGUCGCCCACGACCGCAGUCAGCGUCUCGUGUCUGUGAGUAAGCUACCGCAGCCCCUGGAGAUCCCCAUUCGGUAUCUUGAGGAAGAUAAGGCUGACGAUCCCAAAGCACCCACGUUUACGGUGGAGAUUAAGUUCCUGUCAGAGUUGAGAAUGUCCAAACUUGACAAACAUAUCAGCGGGAAGCCUGAGCAUCGGAAUGCGGACACGCAGCCGCUGGUCUCGGCGCUGAACUUGAUUCUACAGCAGUACGCGCAGAGGCACGGUGUCCGUGUGGGGAGGAACAAGUAUUUCUUCCCUGCUUCCUCCGAGCACCAUCCCCUGUCCCUGGGCGUUGAAGCCUUCCGUGGCUUCUUCAUGUCUGUGAGGCCCAUGUAUAAGCAGUUGAUGGUCAACAUCAACCUCUGCAUGACGGCGUUCUACGUUCCCGGCAACCUCGCGUGGGUAAUGAUCGACUUUCAGAGGCAGACGCAUGGCGGUAUGCCUGAUGAGUUUGCGGAGAAGUUGAAGGUGUCCACUAGGCAUCUUGGCUACACCCGCCUAUACACGAUCCGCCGCAUUGUGACGGAGAAAUCGGCACGUCAGGCGAAAUUCUACUGUGAGGAGUUCCGCGGGGAGAUCACUGUGGAGAAAUUCUUCAAGCGCAAGCACAACAUCGACUUGCGCCACCACUCGGACCUCCCCGUAAUUGACGUCAGCAACCCGCGCUCCGACAAGCCCACGUAUCUCCCGGUCGAGAUCUGCGAGAUCAUCCCAGGCCAAGCCUACCACGGCAAGCUGGACCCGAAGCAGACCGCCGCCAUGAUUAAGGUCGCGUGUAACCCGCCCGCUUUCAACGGCGAUGUAAUUGUCAACCAGGGCUUCACCGAUCUCGGUCUGCGACCCAACGCCCCGGGAGCAACGCUCGCGGCGUUUGGCAUCAGCGUUGACCAUGAAAUGCAAGUCGUACCCUACCGUCGUCUACCUCCGCCAAGUAUCUCCUACCGCUCAGGGAAAGGUCCCCAGGUCAGGGACGCCGGGUGGAACAUCCUCGACGUCAAGCUCCACGUCGGCGGGGACAUGACGAACUGGGCCGUCCUCCUCGUUCAGGAGGGUCGCGACGACGAGUUCGGGGGGUCCGCCGACCCCGCGCUCACCGCCUUCCUCGACGCGUUCCGCGCCAAGUGCCGCAACAUCGGUAUCUCCGGCGCCGACAAGCGUCCCAAGAUCAUGUCGGUUAGCCUCCCUCUUCCUUCGCGCGAUACUCGUAACCGCUCGCAGGCUAUCCGCGCGAUCCGCGAUGUUCUGGAGCAGAACUUGGACCUCCGCCAGCGCAGCACGAAACCGAGCUUCGUCCUCGUCCUCCUCUCGGGCGUGGACAAGUACAUCUACCCCGGAAUCAAGCAGCUGGCGGACGUCGAGCUGGGCAUCCACACGGUGCACAUGCUGCUCAACAAAGCCCGCGACCAGCGCCCGAACAAGCAGGACCAGUACUUCUCGAACGUCGUGCUGAAAGUGAACACGAAGCUCGGCGGAGUCAAUCACCAACUCGACGAGAACUCGAUGCGGUGGCUGAAGGCUCCCGGUGGUAGGGCCACUAAGACGAUGGUUAUGGGCAUCGACGUGACGCACCCCAGUCCGCUGAGCCUGCCGGGGACUCCGAGCAUUGUCGCGGUCGUCGCAAGUAUUGACGACCGCUUUGCGCAGUUUCCGGCGAGCUUGGCGUUGCAGAAGCCGGACUGGAAUAAGGACAGCAAGGAGAUGGUCGAAAGCCUGACACAGUUGACCAUAGAGCGCCUCCAACUCUACAAGAAGAGGAACGCUGGGAAAUCGCCUGAAAGGAUUCUCGUUUUCCGUGAUGGCGUGUCUGAGGGCCAGUACGAGCAGGUCCUCAGACACGAACUCCCCAGGCUGCAAGCGGCGUUCACGCAGAUAUCUCCUACCGUGCCUUACAAGCCGAAAUUGAGCAUCAUUGUCUGCGGUAAACGUCACCACGCCCGGUUCUGGCCCCCUGACUCCGCACACGCGACGAAGAAUGGCAACACGCGCCCUGGGACCGUCGUCGACAAGGGGAUCACCGACAUCUACGACUUCGACUUUUAUCUCCAGGCCCACAACGGCUUGCAGGGCCAUGUGAAGGCCACGCAUUACGUCGUUGUCUACGACGAGAACAAGCUUGACGCGGACACGAUCCAGCAGGGCACGCACACCGUGAGCUACCUCUAUGCGCGCGCGACGAAGGCCGUCAGCCUCGUCCCCGCGGCGUACUACGCCGACAUCGCGUGCGAGCGGGGACGCGAGUACCUCAACGUCCUCAUGAACGUCAACGAGCCUAGGUCGUCUGCCUCAGGACCGCGGUCGGCGGUGGACAGGCAGGCGCAGAAGGAGGCGAUGUUCGAGCAUGCGAAGCAGAUGUGGGGAGCCGGAGUGCAUGCGGACCUAAAGGACACCAUGUUCUGUUCUGCGACGGUUGCCCCACGGACGCCGAGACAACGCCGUACCACGGACAAUGCCUGUUUGGCACUGCUGGACCUGGAAUAAUGCAUCUAUAUCACUUACGUCAGAGCCGCGGACGACCAUACCAGGUUACAUCCUGCAAAUGACGGUGUAAAGAGUUUAAAGAUAGUCAGUAACAGCAGCCUGCAGGCGCAUCUCAUGUUUCCUAGAGGAUACCGAGAUGCGCACGUAAACAAUUUCUCAUAUUGGAGACCUACCUAGGCCGCUAAGUUGCAGCAUAACGUUCCCAGAUUCGAGCUUGGAUGAAAGUCUUCAGAAUUAUAAGUCGGGUGUGCAUGAUUACAGUAACAUACAAGGCCGUCUAUGAUAUUGUUUGACCAG
Dichomitus squalens LYAD-421 SS1 is the source of this 3669-nucleotide messenger RNA. RefSeq names its product Piwi-domain-containing protein. Lineage: Eukaryota; Fungi; Basidiomycota; Agaricomycetes; Polyporales; Polyporaceae. Gene Ontology annotation, molecular function: protein binding; RNA binding. The transcript is spliced from 6 exons. Bases 253 to 3372 code for a protein of 1039 amino acids. The record is from RefSeq and is a predicted model, not a curated record.